CCCAUAUUUAUCCUCUCACAACAACCCACAACUCUGUGUGUGUGAGAGGGAGAGAGAGAGAGAGAGAAUGGACGGCGGCCACAUGAACGGCAUGACGCAUAUGCCACCACCGUCACCAGUCACCGCCACCGGAGCACCACCAGUAACCACCACCACCGGAGCCACCAUGCAGCAUCAUCCAAUGAUGCACAUGGCCUUUUUCUGGGGCACAAACGGCGAAAUAUUAUUCCCGGGUUGGCCCGGAUCCAAUUCGGGUAUGUACGUUCUGGUUCUUAUAUUCAUCUUCAUCUUAGCGUUUCUCGUUGAGUUUUUAUCUCACGCGAAUUUUGCACGACGUGGGUCCACGACGGCGGCGGUGGGGUUGGUUCAGACGGUGGUGCAUACUCUCCGAACUGGUUUGGGUUAUAUGGUAAUGCUGGCGGUGAUGUCGUUCAACGGUGGUGUGUUUCUGGCGGCGGUGGCCGGUCACGCGCUUGGGUUUUUGGUGUUUGGGACUUCGGUUUUUCGAAAACCACCGCCGCCGGUGACCGGAGAUAAAAGUUCGGAUCUGUCUCCGAUGAUAUGUGCUUGAUUUUAGAUUAUGUAAUAAUUGAGUUUUUGUAUGCUUAUUUGAGAUUAUUAUUAGUUAAUUGGAGAAACUUUUGGAUUUCAAAAUAUAUUUCCAUUGACAAUAAUCUAAUUUGAGUUGAUAUGUAAUUAAGGUUGCUUUCUAGGAUAAAUACGAAUAGAUAUUUUAUGAA
Molecule: messenger RNA, 740 nt
Organism: Helianthus annuus (common sunflower)
Lineage: Eukaryota; Viridiplantae; Streptophyta; Magnoliopsida; Asterales; Asteraceae
Product: copper transporter 6
Exons: 1
Coding region: 68-571 (167 amino acids)
Biological process (GO): copper ion transmembrane transport; intracellular copper ion homeostasis
Cellular component (GO): plasma membrane
Molecular function (GO): copper ion transmembrane transporter activity
Source: RefSeq, a predicted model, not a curated record